This is a messenger RNA of Perca flavescens (yellow perch), 1470 nucleotides long. RefSeq names its product thiamin pyrophosphokinase 2 (gene tpk2). The coding region runs from base 231 to 1136 and encodes 301 amino acids. The record is from RefSeq and is a predicted model, not a curated record. NCBI's taxonomy places the organism in Eukaryota, Metazoa, Chordata, Actinopteri, Perciformes, Percidae. Gene Ontology annotation, molecular function: 8-oxo-dGDP phosphatase activity. The transcript has 8 exons.
AUUCCGGCAGCAGUUUGGUGGUCAGCCACGAAGAAGAAUACAGACAUGCGCAUUAGUGUGGCCGCUGUGAGGAAAAUAUGGCAUACAGCUCGUUUGUUAUUAUUAUUAUCAGAGACGGUUUAGUAUAGAGUAUCUUUGUUGUUAUUCAGCUGUGUGGUUGUAUUCAGUGCGUGACUCAAACAUAAUAACCGUCGUGGUGUUUGAGAAUCGUUUUGUUGACAUACUGCAAAAUGGCUAACUCUGCCUGGUCAGAGAAAAUAGUCCAACUCCUCCGCCGAAUGAAUAACUUCCAUUUACCAGGCUCCUGUCGCCCUCACUGCUUUAGGUUUGAGAUAAACGAAGCCCAAGUAGGUUGGAUUCCUCCUCACGUCGCUCCGCUGUUGGCCCGGUACACGGAGGUGUUCACCCCGCCGCACGGGGGCGCAGUGUCGCUGCGUCCCGGCCUGGACACCUACGGGAGGAGAUCCGAGGCUGUGGACGCUGUCCUGCAAACUAUGAGACAAGAGGGCUGCCUAACCUGCCUUAAAGGAUGGAGAGAUGAGAAGUACAGCGUGAUGUCAAAAUUCUCUGACCCUCCUUUGAUGUGGAUGGAGAGAGCCGCUACAAGUCUUUUUGGGGUGAAGCGGUAUGGAGUCCAUAUCAAUGGCUACACAGUCAGUGAGGCUGGGGAGGUCAGCAUGUGGCUGGCCCGACGCUCCCCGACUAAACAGACGUACCCUGGACUACUGGACAAUGUGGCAGCAGGCGGUCUGGCAGCUGGUGUUGGCAUCAAACACACUCUGGUCAAAGAGUGUCAGGAGGAAGCAUGUAUCCCAGCAGCCAUUGCUGAGAAGGCUCAUCCUGUGACCACAGUAAGCUACACCUAUGAGGAAGAAGACGGUGUGUUUGCAGAAAGUCAGUUUGUCUUUGACCUGGAACUUCCUCGGGACUUCAAGCCCAGAGUAGGUGAUGGAGAAGUGCAGGAGUUCUACCUUCUGCCCAUAGAUAAGGUGAAAGAACUGCUGGCCACUGACGACUUCAAACCCAACUGUGCCAUGGUGGUCUUGGACUUCCUCAUUAGACACUCCUUUAUCGAGCCAGACGCAGAACCAUGCUAUCAGGAAUUUGUGGCAGGACUCCAUCAGACAUUAGAGUGAAGCUGAGGACUGGGCCACCUGGCAGAGGUUUACAUUCAUCAAAUGUUAGCCUUGCAGCAGCCAACCUAUAUGUUGUGGCCUCAGUGCGUGCUUUGAGAGAAGAUCCUCCAAGACUCGACUGAGUCUAGAAACUGGUGGCAGCUGAGGGGAGUGACGGGUGAACUGAGGGCUGGAUUUGGGACUGAGGUUUUCCCAACAAAACUCUCUGAACAUCAAGCUUUCCAUUGCAGCUCACAUAAAUUCUCCUAUUCUUCCUCUAGUUAGUCUCGCAUUGCCACAGCGCUGUGAAAUAAGGAUUGGCUACACCACAGAUGCAUUCUGGGAUAGGAGGAAA